AUGACGCGCGACGCGUCGCCACGCGCGCGCGACGGCGCGUCCAACGCGACCUCGCGCGUUCCCGGACGCCGCCGAGGACGCGCGUUCGUUCGCUUUUUUUUUUGCGGCGAAUCGACAGAUUCGCUCUCGGCUCCGGAAACGUCGCGCGGGGGGGACACGCACCGCCUCUGCCGCCGCGUCCAGCAGGAGGUCGCAUCUUUACAGGUGUCCGGUGAGCGUAGACGCGCUCCGGAGUACCGAGAUUACUCGCCGGCCGACGUGUGA
Molecule: messenger RNA, 264 nt
Organism: Micromonas pusilla CCMP1545
Lineage: Eukaryota; Viridiplantae; Chlorophyta; Mamiellophyceae; Mamiellales; Mamiellaceae
Exons: 1
Coding region: 1-264 (87 amino acids)
Source: RefSeq, a predicted model, not a curated record